Kluyveromyces marxianus DMKU3-1042 is the source of this 1290-nucleotide messenger RNA. RefSeq lists its product as uncharacterized. The record is from RefSeq and is a predicted model, not a curated record. NCBI's taxonomy places the organism in Eukaryota, Fungi, Ascomycota, Saccharomycetes, Saccharomycetales, Saccharomycetaceae. The coding region runs from base 1 to 1290 and encodes 429 amino acids. The transcript has a single exon.
AUGAACGUGCCGGAACUACCUGGUUUUACGUAUGAUCCAGUAAAGAAAAGAUACUUUAAAACACAAUCUCAUCAAAGAUCAAGCCAAGCCAAGCCGGAACUUCCAGCUGGACUAAAUAAAUCUGUGGCAAGACAAGAAUACCUCAAAUGCAUUGACGACCUAAUAAGGAAUAGAACUCCAGAAAAUAUCGAGUGGUUUGAAUUUCAAAAUAAGCAACCCCAGCUAACGACAUCGUAUUUUUUGCCAACUUUCAUCUCACAGCAAGGUACGGGUGAUAUUCAAAUUGGGAAGGUUGAUCGUUCAAUUAUUCUUAAUGAUUCAAACUUUAGACUAUUUGAGCUGUGUAUCGAUGCCUCCGAUGAUUCAUUUAAGGUUAAAUUCGAUAGGGACUCUUCUUCGCACGAAUCUGUGGUAUUUUUCAAAAUAACGGCAGAAGUAACGAUCAGCAUAAACAGAUUUAAUGACUUUAAUUUCAAUACAAGAUCAAUAAUAGCUGGCGGGAAGUUAAAACUUCCGGAAAUAAUAGAUAUUUCAUCAUACCAAAGUAAGCAAAAGACUUAUUUAACUUUUCUAUCCUCUCAAGGCUUUCAAUGGAUAUAUUACGACGGUAAUCAUCAACAAUCUUCAACAGAGUGGAGAAUACAAAAAAAGUAUGGCGAUGCAAUAUGUUGUCUGAUGAUUAAUACACAAACGAUACUUGUUGGAUUCAGGAACGGUACUAUACUUAGAGUUGAAACUGAUCCAAAAAGUAAGAGUUCAAAAGUCGAAAAGUUUCUAAAACUUGAUGGUCCAAUUAUCUCUAUCAAUAAUAUCGAAGGUAUAGAUAGAAAGACAGAUUUACUUGUUUCAGUAGGGAAGCACCCAUUCCAGCAAAUAUUACGGAUAAACCACGAAAGAUUAAUAAUUUCUGAGUUCCAAAGCAGGUUUUCAAACUUGUCCAAGAAUAAAGAAUUAUUAAAGACUGUAAAAAUUGAAGAUCUUCAUUGCGUCAUUUACGGUAAACGAUUGGAAUCUGAAUUUGACGUAUUCUUAUUGAAUUCCACAAAUUUUAAAUUUCCUGCCAACCUUAAUUGGGACUGGCCUCUCAAAAAAGAUGGUAUACUAGAUAUCUUAGUCACAAACAAUGAUGAAUACGUCCUAUUCCCUUUGGAAAGUGAUACUAUCAGGAAACGGUCCAUCGCAAAUGUCAAGUUUCAUCCUUACCACAACUAUAGACUCAACUCAAUUAAGAUUUUCAUACUCUCAAGAGAUGAGAAUUAUUCCCUUACUCUAUCCGAAUAUAUACUAUAG